AUGUCAUACUCUCUGCACCCUUCUAUUGACAACGGCCUCCAGGCCGGCGAUCCCAACUUUGCCGGAGGCAAGCUCUACUGCCACUGUGCAAGCGACAAGGUCGAGGUUGAGAUCAAGGGAAACGUUUUGCACAACCAUGCGUGUGGUUGCUCGAAAUGCUGGAAGCCAUCCGGUGCUCUAUUCUCCAUCGUCGCCGUUGUACCGACAGACAACCUCAAGGUGACAGCAAACGGAAACAAGCUCAAGAUCGUCGACGAGAGCGCCGCCAUCCAGCGCCACGCGUGCUCGCAGUGCGGCGUCCACCUCUUUGGCCGCAUCGUCACGGACCACGCCUUCAAGGGUCUCGACUUUGUGCACGUCGAGCUGAGCGAUAGCAAGGGGUGGCAAGAGCCUCAGUUUGCGGCCUUUGUGAGCUCCAUUAUCGAGCAGGGCUUCUCGCCCGACAAGGCCCCCGAGGUCAGAGAGAAGUUGAACAAGCUCGGACUUUCGACGUAUGAUGCUCUGAGCCCACCUCUCAUGGAUGCCCUCGCGACUUAUAAUGCCAAGAAGUCGGGCAAGCUCUCAGCUUAA
Molecule: messenger RNA, 570 nt
Organism: Pestalotiopsis fici W106-1
Lineage: Eukaryota; Fungi; Ascomycota; Sordariomycetes; Amphisphaeriales; Sporocadaceae
Product: glutathione-dependent formaldehyde-activating enzyme
Exons: 2
Coding region: 1-570 (189 amino acids)
Biological process (GO): formaldehyde catabolic process
Molecular function (GO): S-(hydroxymethyl)glutathione synthase activity; zinc ion binding
Source: RefSeq, a predicted model, not a curated record